AAAAAAAAAAUGAACGUCUAUGUGCAUGUCAAAUUAUCUUUCAUCUACUGAACCUCAAAAUCUAGAAUUAUAUUAUCAGCCACUUUAAGAAAAUGCAGCUUGAAAAUUAUUGUUCUCAACUAGAAUCGCGUAGACUGUACGCGAGUAGUAGAUCAAAUAGCAUAGAUAAAAGAUUAAAAGUCAGAGGACAUAGAUGUUAUGAAAACAGUUACCCCUGUAUAAUCGUACAUGGUGGUGCAGGGGAUUUCAAUAAUGAUAUAAUCGUGGAGAAAAUGACAGGUUGCAAAAAAGCUGCCAUAAAUGGAUAUAAGAAAUUAUUAGACGGCCAAAGUUCAAUAGAAGCCGUAGAGACUGCUCUAUGGUGGCUGGAAUGCGACGAGUUUUAUAAUUGUAGUUAUGGGUCUGUAUUAAACGAAAGAGGGCAAGUGCAAAUGGAUGCAAGCUUGAUGGAUGGUUUAUUAUUCAAGUGUGGAUCGGUAGCAGCCGUAUCAGACAUAGAGCACCCUAUAUCGCUUGCAAAAUACGUGUUGCAUAAUUUUCCAAAUGCACUUUUUGUGGGUGAUGGUGCCAAGAAUUUAGCAAAAUAUGCUGGUUUAAAUUGGAUAUCUGAAGGGAAUAUGGUAGCGCCACUGGCACGAUUAGCAUUAAAAUCAUCAGAAGGGGAAGAAGAAAAUGAUAUAGAUAAUCUAAGUUUACUGGGGGGCGAUAUGUUAACAAGUAAAGUAACUGGAGAAUAGAACCUAAAUCACAUUCAUUUAUAUUUUAAGUGAGGACGUGCAGACGGUUUUGGGACCAUCAUAAUAUUUGUUUAAUUACUAUUUGUAGACAGUUCUGACACCGUUGGUUGCAUAGCAUACGAUGGACGUAGGAUUGCUGUUGGCAGUACUACAGGUGGUAUAAACAAAAAGUU
Messenger RNA from Megalopta genalis, 910 nucleotides. RefSeq names its product isoaspartyl peptidase/L-asparaginase. Lineage: Eukaryota; Metazoa; Arthropoda; Insecta; Hymenoptera; Halictidae. Gene Ontology annotation, molecular function: hydrolase activity. The record is from RefSeq and is a predicted model, not a curated record. Gene Ontology annotation, cellular component: cytoplasm.